AUGAAUUGGUCAGAAAAAGUGAAUAUUAUUCCAGAAUGGAGGCGACCGAAGCAGGCGGGACCUCUCGAGGAAGACGCGACGUCGAGCACAGCCGCAGAGUCAAGACGGGAACGGGAUCAGCUCAAUCCGGAAGGCCUGCCACCAACGUCGUCGAGCACCCGCGCUCAGCAGAGAGCGGGCAGCAAGAAGUCGUUCCAGGAGGCCGCUAUGCGUCGUCGAGGAGGCCACGGAGGUCGGAGACCGUUAAAAUAGCCUCGUCUUGCUCUCCCCCACGUAUAUGUAUAAUGAACCUCGUUGAUUAUUGUACUGUCCGCCAUUAUGCCAUUACCCAGGUUUCAAAACCGUCGAUUAUCGUCAGGCCCCGCCGUGUCGCAUCACACUAAUCAUAGUUUUAGGAAUCGACCAAAUGGAAGAGAAACAAGACGGAAGCAACAAGAAGGGGCCAAGCACCCCACCGCCGGAGCCGCAGCAACGCACCGUUCCCUCUCCACUCAAGGACCUGUGGCCCGUCAGCGUCGCACCCACGGAGACGAAUCGCGUCGGAUCGCCACCCGAAAGCCACGGAGACUCAGCCACAGAGGAUCUGGUCAUCGACACAGUCGUCCACGGAUCGUCGCGAAGCACGAGCCGCAAGGAAGAGGAAGACGGCAGCGGCAAAGAGGGACAGGACGGACGUCCGACAGGAACUAAGCGAGCCUCGGAAACACCGAAAGCGGUCCACACGCUGCUGCACCGCGACCAAGGACUGUGGCCUCCGGUGCAGACGACGCAUCAACGCGUCAUCGACAACGUCGAACUGGUGAACUUCGUCCGAUCGGACAUCCGCCGGCUGGACAGAGAACUGAAGUCGGAGAUGUUCAACUGCAAAUUGGAGCUACGCACGCUCACGGACAAGACUACGACCACGUCCGCCAAGCUUGACAGAACGAUGGCGCACGUGGACGCCGCGCCACGCAUGGUACAAGACGGCGUGGAAUACAUGAAGACCGCGCUCAACGUGGCGACCAGAUCGGCUCAAGACUGCUCCACGUUCGUCAGGGAGAUCUCGGCGAACAUUGAAUGGUGCAAGAGGUCGUUGGAGCUUCUGCAGGCGACCACGAACGAGCAGAUUCGCGAAAUCACCGUCAAGUAGAUCCAAGCGGCCCAAGAAAUCGAGCAGACGUCCAAGAUCAGCAUCGUAGCCACGCUCGGACGGGUGGAGGGAGCGAUGAUGAACUUCUAUCAGCGCCCGACACCAGGCCAUGACAUCAACCAAGGCGAGUCCAGGACCAUCAAGAAGAAAGCCCACUGCGUUCUGUGCAACCGAGACAACCACGAGGCGUUUGAGUGCCGCACGUACACCACUCACUCAGACCGCCGCCAGAAGGCAGUGGAAAAUCUCCGAUGCACAAAGUGUCUCGGCCCGGCCUCCCACGAGACGUGCCCCGAAGCGAAGACGCAGUGCGACGAAUGCCGGCAUUUGCGACAAGACCCAGAGACGGAGGCCAACCACUCGGCAGUCCUCUGCCCGAUUCGCUUCUCGAAGGAGAACGCCGCGGCGAAGAAAGCCGCGUCGCGAGACCGAGCGAUGAAGAGAAAGCACCAGGGGUCAAAGGAUAUCAACGCCUUUGGAGUGCCCAAGAAGCAAGCGUCCGCCACGCCGACGACGUCCGACUACCCGUUCCGAGGCCCAGGCACCAUCUAG
Molecule: messenger RNA, 1684 nt
Organism: Caenorhabditis sp. 36 PRJEB53466
Lineage: Eukaryota; Metazoa; Nematoda; Chromadorea; Rhabditida; Rhabditidae
Source: the annotation of a GenBank genome assembly